GAGGAGGAGGAGAUCAAGCAAGGAUUCUUAAAAGUGCAGCUGGACUUUCAGCACUUUUAAAGCACUGCGCUCUCUGCCUCUCCAAAGACCCCUCAAUCCAAGUGAAGUGCGAGGUUCUUCCUGCAUUAAACCACUGUAUCGGUUUAUUUUAAAGGUACGCUUAGACGCUUAGCUUUCUCUGUGAACAAAUCACGUUUUGAGGGGACAUUUGGACUUUUUUUUUUUUCUUCCAAAAAUCGCAACUUUUCAGGACUUCUUUCCAAAACAAACGGGAUUCCCUAGACUUGCUGACACGUCCUUAGGCUACUUUCUGGGACUCGUAGGUUAGUGUAUGGACUGAGACUUUUAUAGAGAAGUACAUUGUCUGUUGGAUGCAGUCGUACAUGUACGAGAAAGCGAUGGCACCCGAGACGAGAAACGGCGGCACCGCGACAUUCAGCAGCAACGGCACCGGCACAGGCAGGAGGAAGCUGCUGAUAGUCCUGGAUAUCAUCUGCCUUCUUUUAGCUGCCCUGCCUUUCCUGUUAAUUGAAACUAGCAUGAUCGAGCCGUAUCAACGCGGGUUUUACUGCAGUGACCAGUCCAUCCGGUAUCCUUAUAAAAACGGAGACACCAUAAGCGAUGCCGUGCUCUGUCUCGCUGGCAUUCUUAUUGCCAUCGUCUCUAUUGUGAUUGGAGAGUGCUAUAGGAUCCGUUACCUGAAGCAGGGCUCACACUCGUUUGUGGGAAACCCGUACGUCUCUGCCCUUUACCGGCAGGUAGGCGUGUUCAUCUUCGGCUGCGCAAUCAGCCAGUCAUUCACAGACAUCGCCAAGGUGUCUGUGGGGCGCAUGAGGCCACACUUUCUUGAAGUGUGCAAGCUGGACUACUCACAAAUCAACUGCUCUGAUGGCUAUAUCACUGACUAUGUGUGCUUGGGCGACCCCAGCAAGGUGCAGGAGGCGAGGAAAUCCUUCUUCUCUGGACAUGCCUCAUUUUCAAUGUACACCAUGCUGUAUCUAGCUUUCUACCUGCAGUCUCGGUUUACUUGGCGUGGAGCUCGUCUCCUGAGACCGCUGGUCCAGUUCACCCUUCUGAUGAUGGCCUUUUACACCGGACUGUCUCGUGUUUCAGACCAUAAGCACCAUCCCACUGACGUGCUUGCUGGCUUUGUACAAGGAGCACUGGUGGCCUACUGCAUAGUCUUCUAUGUGUCAGACCUGUUUAAGCCCAAAGUCAAGACCGUCAGUCCUCCACCAUCACCAAUCAAGAAAGAACUCCUGCCCUCCGCUGACAUCAUAGACAGGAACAACCAUCACAACAUGGUGUGAGAGGAGGAUACGGGAGGAAGCAUCCCUAGAAUUCCAUCAUACCUUUGAAGAACCUGAAGAGCCACCUGUGAAUGAAGAGACGCAGCAUAUGCGCUGCUGCUGUCUCUUUCUCUCAUCUGACAGUAGAAUGUAGGGGCAGGAGACAGAGACUUUUUUAUUUUACUAUUGAGACUCUCUAUUUUUGUAUUAUUACAAACCUUGCUGUUUCUUAUUUGAGCCCAAUUUAUGAAAGCUAAACAAUCAUAAGAAAAGUCGUUCAUUUUUGGGAGGUUGUUCCCAAAGCAGCAGGGACUAAAUGGGCCUGUAACUUGCUUUCCAAUACACUAAAUGGAGUGAAAUGCAGAAAGCAAAUGGGCCACAUUAAUAAUGGGGCUGAAAGAAGGCAAAACAUGUACUAAUGAAUGAAUGGAUGCAUGGCAAAUGAAUGAAGAGUGUGACUGUGAGGCUGGUCAUGUGACCUCUCUCUUUCUCUUUUUACCCCUUUUCCUCUCUCUUGUCUCUGAGGCCUUUCGCCAGUAUAAGACAACAAAUUCCUUAGUUAUAGGAAUGAUACUUUAUUAGCUGCAAUGUUACUAGCACAGAUAUAUUAACAAUAUAAAGAAGAAUAACUUAUAGCACUAUAUCCAAUCAUUAUAAAUCGUCACCACUCGCUGUCUGGGCGGUGUAGCUCUGAGGACGCUCGAUGAGGUUUAGUGUGUGGUAGACUUAAUACCAGUGAACUCUUACGCUGUGGUAUGUGAGGGUCCUUCGGAAUCUAGUGGACUACACAUACCAUUAUGAUACGCUGACACUCCUAAGCACUAGACCCAUCCCUGCUGUCCUAAGCUAUCCAAACAGAAGCCUAGCUCCAAGGGAUGUUGUAUUUUACUGGGAUUUUAGGGGGUGGGCUGGGGGGGAUGGGCUGUAGAUAACAGAUGGUAGUCAAAUUUUAAUAGUGAAAUAGUGAAUUCAAGAUAGCCACCCAGCUGAGAGAGCAUGGCAGAGCCGUGCUUCUGCAUCCAGUGGGUGUGAUUUGUGCUGGGAAGGAUGGGAUGGGAUAAGAUGGGAUGGGGACGGGCAUGUCGAGUCCCAUCGACUGCACUGGCUUGGCACAUUUCAUUUUGGAUGGGUGAACGAGUCUCUUCUGCUGGCUGGUAUGGAUUGUUCUCCCUUCCAAGCACAUAAUCACUCAACAGCAGUGCCAACUGUAUCUAUAGCCAGGGAUGGUGUUAAUUAAAUUGCCUGCCAGAACUCCCAUCCAACCCAACAUGUUCAAGGUGUGGGGUCCCACCACAGUCACUCAGUGCCACAUUUUGUGUAUGUGUGUGAGUGUGUAUGAGUGAGAUUCUUUGUAUGUGUGUCUCACUGUGUUUCUGCACCUAGUCCUUGCAGAGGACUGUUACCAUGUGAAGAAAAAAAAAUGGAAGAAAACUGUGGAUUUAUUUUCUCUAAAUGCCUUUUUGGCCUUUUCUUAUCUAAAAUAAUGUCUACUGUUCUCACUAACACCUGUACAGUGCUGCCUGAUUAGUUUACAUACAUAAAACAUCUACACAAUGCUACACAGCUCCAACAUGUUGCACAUCCCUCACAUUGUCUAGUCCGUCCUAUCAUUUCAGCAAACUGUUCUUUUUUUCCUUUUAAAUAUAUAAAUAAUGUAUAGAUCAUUAAAAUUAACUAUGUAAAAUAUUAUUUCUGAACAUAUUUAGAUAUAUCCACUAUAAAUAAAAACAAAGUGUCAUGACCUGUGUUAUUUACAAAUUGCUGCUUCAACAAGCAUUGAUUGACCGAUUUUUUUUGUAUUUAGCUUACUAAACUAUUGUAGAUUUGUCAUAUUAAGUUUUUUUUUAAGAAGCGACACCUACAAAUGUAUCAAAAUUCACUAUUAGUAUUUUUGUAUUGUCUCAUUUUGUACAAAAGAAAUAAUAGCAAUUUUUUCUGCUAAAUGUACCUAGAUCUAAUACAUGUGUUAUGAAAUAAAAAAAAAUGCUCAUUAUGAACAGAAACUCUUACGUGAUUGUUUAAGUAAUAAGGGUGUUAAUGUUCACUCUACCAUAACACACUUUGAAAGAGUGCAUGACUUCACAUUUUUGGCAGUGUGCUAGAGUGGCACAAGUGUGUGGCUUCCAGCGUUAUGGUCUCUGAGAGCGGUUUUAAAGCCAGUGUGUCUGACACGUUGCAAUAAAUCCACUUUCAGAUCUCUUAUAGCAUGGGGCUGGGGCUCUCUAUUUACACCUCUAAAACCUAUCCCCAGGAUGGACUUAAGAACUGAUCAAACUUAAGAGCUCUUUGAGAGCAGACACAGGACCACGGUGAGUCGUAAACGUGUGUCAAAACUGCAGCCAAGAGCACAAGUGUGCCAGGGUUGAGCUGGAGGUCUUGGCAAAAAGAACGCACAGAUAGAUCAUAGUGGUGGCAUCUGGAGCAGCUCUGAAGGAGCAGGCUGGUGCUGCCGCCAUGUUUGGCUCUAGAAUGUGGAGAAAAGCUGGCAUUGCCUGUGUAUAGGAAGGAGACCAAGAAAGAAGGCGUGCUAAUGAGUCUGAGAGUGUAUGUUUGUUAUGGAGACCAUAUUGGUGCUUGGGAAAGGGUGUUUUAGAAGUUUCAAUCUUUGCCUCUUCUGCUCAGAGUGACUGGCACGUCUAUGUGAAAUAAAUGCCAGGAAUAAAGACUAGGCCACUAUUUUGGAUUGUCUAGAUCAGUGGUUGUCAAAGUGGGGGCUGUGAAGCAUAGCCAGGGGGUCUGUGAUUUUUAAUUUUGUUCCAGUGGAAGAAAUAAUAACCCACUAUUAUCAGAGUAUUUAUUAUUGGAUUCUUAUAGUUAUUAGCUUGUUUGACUGGUCACUUGAAUUGAAUGGGUUUAAUCCAAACCUCAGUAACUCACAAACAAGUAGGGCUAUAAAUAAUGUCAACUUGGACCUCUUCUGCUCUGUCGGUGGAAAGUUCAGGAAUGAAAAGCUGUAUAGCUGUAACAAAUAGCCAGAAUAUUAUUGUACACAUUUGAAUAAUGAGCCUAAUAUUUAAAUAGUUCAUAACAUAAAUCUGUACUGAAAAUGUUUAUUGUUACAGGUUGAGGUGCAUGACAGGGCUGACUGUCAUGAAAAAAAAAAAAACACAAUUUGAGAGAGAAAAAGAGUGUGUGUGGCAUUGUAAGAAAGGAAAGCACACUUAUUCUACUCAUCACCUCCAUUUAGCAGGUCUGGAUUUCAGCUUAGAGUGACUGUAUCAUCUCUGAAUCGAUUCCCCUUGACACACAAGGACACACAUAUUCUCUCUCUCUCUCUCUCUCUAUUUUUUUUUUAUCUGUAAGACUUUGCAGAAAUUUCUCAGCUUGCUGUAAUCCCCUGCCAGAAUCAGUUACACUGACCUGCAGAAUUGAAUCUUAAAGUUUGUCCUUGACAGCCAGCCCUUGUGUGUUUUUGGUGUUUAAAUUUCUGAAAAGCCAAAUAUUGAACACUGGAGCUGGAAUUUAAUCCAGGUGUCUGAAACUCUGGAAAUCUGGACAUUGAAUAUACAAUAUAAAUAAUAUAAUAUAUAAUAUAUUAUAUGAAAUUCUAUAAUUUGUAGUCCAUUAUAUUCAUUGUAUUAAACAUAUUUAAAAAUCCCAGAUUCAAACGAAACAUUUGAGCAAACUGAAAGCUAGUGGGUCUGUGCUGAAUGACUGCACAGGAGGGCACUUGGACAUUGGGGAAAUGGAAGUGUUGGCAUACAGUAGGACCACAUAUACAGUAUAGUGAGAAAAUUCAUCCAGGGACAAGAAGGGCACUGUGGUGGGGGGAGGAACUGUCCAGCUGUGGCACGGAUGGGAAUGAGGCCAGCUCCAGGGUGGAACCUGCAGGAAGGGGGUCCAUGGCUCACAGGGGCUUUUCAGUUCACUGUAACGCAGAAAGAGGAGGGGGACCCUGGGCAGGGCUCAGUUCCUCACUUCCUUUAGGGAAAUGGAGUGCAUUCCUGAUAGCUGUGCUAGAGAAAAGAGAGAGACAGGGAGGAAAAGAGACGGAUUUAUGGUGAUGGGUGUGUGCAUGUGCGUGUCGGGUGGGUAAGGAGGGCGGUAGCUGAGCCAGGACAAUAAAAAUAACAAAGGAUUAAUGAGAAUUUAAUAAGAAUGCUUAAUCCUAUUAGAUUAUAUCUGAGCAAUAUCUGUAUCAUUAUUUGAGAGAAGUGGAUGUUAGAUGAGAACCGGAAAGAAGAAGAGCUCAUGCACUAUUUAAAGGCUUUGCUAUGACACUAUGUUACUUUAUCACAAAUUCAUUUUUCAUGGCAACACCACUUUGAGACACUAAUCCAUUCGAGAAUGCUGUGGCAUAUUUCUACCUCCCUCUGACAAAUGUGUCGGUGUAGGCGGCUCUUACUGGAAUUAAUCAAGUUCUUAUUUCUGUAGGAUUAUCCUGUGGACCAAAUUUAGGCUUAAACCAAUCACAUCAUUUCAUGUUGGCUUUGUAGUAAGCCAAGAACAUCCUUUUAAGUGUGAAAGGCAAGACUGGCCUAGUUUUUGUUGGAUUUUAAUGAGUAAAUAAGCUUUAUAAAUCAGAAUCAUUAGUGAAAAUGAAGCCAUCAUGUGAAAAUAUCUUAUAGUCAAAUGUUUCUGGUGUUAUAGGAAUUACAGUGAAGCAAAUAUAAGAUUUGGAAACCUAUUUCUAGACAUUUCUACUAAUUUCAAGCGUUAAAUGUUCUUAUUCUAUUAGGCGGAUAAAUUUAACUCUUUCUAGAUCUCACUGUAGUGCUGAUAUGGCACCGGACUACAUCACCCACAAGCCAUUUCAUGUCACAUGCUCACUACAGGCACCAUGUCACAUGACCAUGAGCACCUGUAUCACGUGCUGUCUAAUUAGCAUGAGCAUUUAAGUCACACAUUGUAUAGCACUCUUGGUGAAUCUUUAGCUGUUGUUCCAUGUUAUUUGUAUCAUGUUAUUGUCUUGCCUUGUUCAUUUAUAACUGUCAUAGACACAUUUGCUACAGGUAUCAUUCAAAGCUGGAUGCAACAGCGGAAAGAGAUGUGCCCUUUCAAACACACUUCCUUUCAAAAACACCUGUGUUAAGAAAAGCAUGCUGCCCCUUCCCACUAGACUGCAAACAACAAGAGAGAAACAGUGCAGACUGUGACAUUUGGACACGCUCUGAUCAUGUGUGUGCUGUACAUCUGGAUUUUCUGUUGCAUGUUUUGCGUCAUGUGCAUGUCAAUGGGCCUUAGUCAGGGGAUGCAAAGAUCAGACAAAGAUAGCCGUGUCGUCUCCCCCAAAAAAAAGUGGGACCUCAGUGAACAGGAGUUUCACUUCAUUAUCAGAAUCCUGUCCAUUGGAUUGGUGGAUGCUGACCCUGACAUUCUGCACCACUUAAAAGAGUACCGAGAUCUGCACAGAAUUUCGUCCUGAGAAUGACAUCCUCAUCCAUAAGACAGGCUGCUGUACGACGCAACAGUCAUGACACUUCCUUUCUGACUAGGAGAGCACUUCAUAGCAAUAGUUCAGUACAUAAAUGAGAUUUUUUUGUUAUAUUAGAGCAGGCAGGAGAUUUCACGUUCUGCAUCAUGAUCAUGUUUAAUGGUACUAGACCUAAGGAAGUGCAAAAUGUGCAACAACAAUAUUUCACUUUUAGCAAUGUAACAAUUCUUUAGAAAACAGCACAAAUUUACAAAAACACAGGUGCAAUUUAUUAAUUGGAGAACACAAAAUUGCAAAUUAAGAGCAUGAAAAAUUCACUUCCACACAUUACCUCAAUUUCAAGACCUUAAUUAUUGAAACAACUAAAUAGUAAUAUUACUAAUAGUGAUACUACAAACUAUACUAAAUACUAAAUAAACAACUCUAUUGGCCUUGAGUUCUAAUGUGUCUGAAAGCCCUUUAAUGGCUUAACUGAUGUGUUUUGUACCAGUCAUAAUCAUGCAUGAUUUCCACUGUAUCAAAACUAUGUUUGUCUGGGAAUAAAGGGACAAUUGUCAUUCA
Pangasianodon hypophthalmus (striped catfish) is the source of this 7224-nucleotide messenger RNA. It is a transcript of the gene plpp3, whose product is annotated as phospholipid phosphatase 3. Bases 372 to 1310 code for a protein of 312 amino acids. Gene Ontology annotation, biological process: phospholipid dephosphorylation; phospholipid metabolic process; canonical Wnt signaling pathway. NCBI's taxonomy places the organism in Eukaryota, Metazoa, Chordata, Actinopteri, Siluriformes, Pangasiidae. The record is from RefSeq and is a predicted model, not a curated record. Gene Ontology annotation, molecular function: phosphatidate phosphatase activity. The transcript has 11 exons.